AAUCAAAACCCUCCAUUUUUAUUAAUGUUAGUGCUUAGCAUGUGCCAUGGGCACACACUAGCCAAACCGAUUUAUUAUUGCACAGGUGACUUGGAAUUUAAAGAAGAUGGUGAGAGUACUAAAGAAGAGGCUAGUAGAGUGGCUGACCAUUAUAGUGCAAGAAGAAAUCACACUUUGGAAGAAAGAGAAGCCAGUCCUAUCAUCCAUUUGAAGAAACUCAAUAACUGGAUUAAAAGUGUCCUGAUUCAGCUUUAUGCGCGUAAAGGGGAUGCUGUGCUUGAUCUUGCCUGUGGCAAGGGCGGUGAUCUGAUUAAAUGGGACAAGGCAGAAGUUGGAUAUUAUGUGGGCAUUGAUAUAGCUGAGGGCUCUAUAGAAGAUUGCCGUACACGGUACAAUGGUGAUGGCCAUCUCAGUUGGAAAAAGUUCACUUCUCGCCUUCUUUGUGCAGACUGUUUUGAGGUUCAACUAGAUAAAGCGUUAGCAGAUGAUGCACCUUUUGAUAUAUGUAGUUGCCAGUUUGCGUUGCAUUAUUCAUGGUCUACUGAGGCACGGGCGCGACGGGCCCUGGCAAAUGUUUCGGCGUUACUUCGGCCAGGAGGCAUCUUCAUCGGAACAAUGCCAGAUGCCAAUGUUAUCAUCAAAAAGCUCAGAGAAGCUGAAGGGCUGGCCUUCGGCAAUAGUGUGUACUGGAUACGUUUUGGUGAAGAAUACUCAGAAAAGAAAUUCAAAUCAACAAGUCCCUUCGGUAUAAAGUACAAAUUCCAUCUAGAGGAUGCUGUUGAUUGUCCAGAAUGGAUUGUUCCCUUUCAUGUUUUUAAGUCGCUGGCAGAGGAGUAUGAUCUGGAACUGGUUUUUGUAAAAAAUAACCAUGUCUUCGUUGAGGAGUAUCUAAAGGUGCCAGAUUACUUAGCACUUAUGAGGAAACUUAAAGCCCUGGGUGCUGGGAAUGAGGACCAAGGUACACUCUCACCAGACGAAUGGGAAGUGGCGUACUUAUAUCUGGCUUUUGUCCUGAGGAAGCGAGGCCAACCAGAACAAACGCAAACAAGCAGUAAAAAAGACAGAGGCAAACUGCACAUAAAGAAAGAAGACAUUACAUACUUGAAGGCGAGAGCAAAUGGAACAGGACAAGAAGAGGGAAUCGAUACGACAGAAGCCAAUUGCACCUAAUGAACAAAGAUAUUACAUUCUUGAAUAGAUGAACUCUAUUCACUUGAUUGGUUUUCUGUUUUUGUAUCAGCUCCUUUAAUCGUAGUGAAAAAGUGCCAGAGGCAUAAAAAUACAAAGCCGAAGAGAUGUGGGAAAAGCCCCACAGAUAGCGUACUUCAUCUAUGAAUCACAAGUUAAUACUUUGGGAGCGCUGAUAAUGAUAGCAAAACUACCAAUGAAAUAGGCGAAUGUUGUGAACCGAAUUUAAAUUUUGAAGCCGUGGUCUGGAUUUUGGAAAAUAUUUGAUAGAUAUUAUGGUAGCUCAUAAUAAGUGAUCUUUUAUUUGAAU
Messenger RNA from Daucus carota subsp. sativus, 1498 nucleotides. Its product is annotated as mRNA cap guanine-N7 methyltransferase 1. The coding region runs from base 25 to 1170 and encodes 381 amino acids. Gene Ontology annotation, biological process: 7-methylguanosine mRNA capping. Gene Ontology annotation, cellular component: nucleus. Gene Ontology annotation, molecular function: mRNA 5'-cap (guanine-N7-)-methyltransferase activity. The record is from RefSeq and is a predicted model, not a curated record. NCBI's taxonomy places the organism in Eukaryota, Viridiplantae, Streptophyta, Magnoliopsida, Apiales, Apiaceae. The transcript has 11 exons.